Talaromyces amestolkiae is the source of this 1557-nucleotide messenger RNA. RefSeq lists its product as uncharacterized. The transcript has 3 exons. Lineage: Eukaryota; Fungi; Ascomycota; Eurotiomycetes; Eurotiales; Trichocomaceae. Gene Ontology annotation, biological process: regulation of transcription by RNA polymerase II. The record is from RefSeq and is a predicted model, not a curated record. The coding region runs from base 1 to 1557 and encodes 518 amino acids. Gene Ontology annotation, cellular component: nucleus; SWI/SNF complex.
AUGGCUAUGAACGCCCCAAUGCAGCCCAAUUAUCCUCGUGGCUACCCUCAGGCCGCGCAGCGCUCMCCCGCCGCACCUCGUCGCGGAGCUCCAGUACCAGGACCCGGUGUACCUAUGCCCCAUCAACAAGUCGCUCAUCCUCAGUACAUGGCUGCCGCGGCCGCCGCAGCAGCUCACCAACGCGGUAUGCCUCCAGUCAGCGACGCACAUCUCAGGCGCAGCCGAAAGCCCACCGAAAAGAACAUGCCAGAUGGUAUCGAAGAGUAUGUCAUUGGCGAUGGGGUGCAAGAGUACAAGAAGCUACAAAACAUAGAGAAACGUCUGGAUUCGUCCAUGGUUAGAAAGAGGUUGGACAUUCAGGAUUCGUUGGGCCGAUCGAUUAAACGCUACCAGACUUUGCGUCUUUGGAUAUCAAACACGACCGAAGGACAGGAAUGGCAACAGGGCGAACAGAACGGAAACGGCGAAGGACCUGGUGCGGGCCGAUACAAAGUGCGAAUCGAAGGUAGAAUCUUGGAUGAUGGCGAUGUCGAUGUGACUGUCCCGGCCGAAGACAGCGAUUCUGAGCCAGAGGAAGAGGAUACUGCGGGAGGUGAAGAAGGUGAAGACUCAGAAAAGCCCAAAUCAAAACAGCGCCAACAACGCCCACGACAGAAGCUGUCGCAUUUUUUCAAAUCAAUCACAAUCGACUUUGAUAGGACAAACAGUGUAAAGGAAGCCGAUUUGUCACCUAUUACAUGGACAAAACCUCAGAUUCCUCCAACUGCUGUAUCUCUACCACCUUCUGCAGAUUUUGAUGAAAUAUCCUUCUCUCGCGCAGCUCAGGAGAAUGUUAAUUUCACCUUGACCCUCGUCCGAGAUGAGCAGCCUGAGCGGUUGAAGCUGAGCCAGGAGCUGCAGGAUAUUAUUGAUAUGGAAGAGGCCACAAGGAGUGAAAUUAUCUCUGCUCUCUGGGAUUACGCCCAAGUCAAGGGACUUCAAGAGGAUCACGAAAAACGUCUUGUCCGCUGUGAUGCGAAAUUAAGAAAUAUUUUCGGCCGUGACCAAAUAUUCUUCCCUGCAAUCGUCGACGUGAUCGGAAACAUCACCGCCCCCCUCGACCCUAUCAAGCUUCCCUACACAAUCCGCGUGGAUCAGGAAUUCCACAACAACCCAACACCCACAAUAUACGAUAUUCGCGUCGCCAUGGACGAUACUCUCCUCCAGAAAAUGGUCACCCUCACCACAAACCCUCAAUACACCACGUCCCUCCGCAAUAUCAGCGACCUCGACGACCGCCUAGCCACCAUCAUCCAGGCGAUCACGCACUCCAAGGCCCGCCACUCAUUCUACACUUCCCUCAGCCGGGACCCCGCGAACUUUGUGCGUCGCUGGAUCAGCUCGCAGCGUCGAGACCUGGAGACUAUUCUUGGAGAGGCGGUUCGUGGUGGUGGUGAGGACGGUAGUGGUCCCGAGUUUAGACGGGGCGGUACUAGCAGUGCUUGGAAUGCGCCUGUGGCGAGAGAAGCGGUGCGGUAUAUGCUUGCUCGUCCGGAGGCUAAUACCGUGUAUCGAUAG